Messenger RNA from Metschnikowia bicuspidata var. bicuspidata NRRL YB-4993, 4380 nucleotides. Its product is annotated as DNA-directed RNA polymerase III core subunit. Gene Ontology annotation, biological process: DNA-templated transcription. NCBI's taxonomy places the organism in Eukaryota, Fungi, Ascomycota, Pichiomycetes, Serinales, Metschnikowiaceae. The transcript has a single exon. Gene Ontology annotation, molecular function: DNA binding; DNA-directed RNA polymerase activity. The record is from RefSeq and is a predicted model, not a curated record. The coding region runs from base 1 to 4380 and encodes 1459 amino acids.
AUGAAGGAGGUCGUCAUCGACGAGGCGCCCAAGUGCAUCAAGGGCCUAGAGUUCGGUGCGCUCGCCGCCAAAGACAUCGUGGCGCAGUCCGAGGUCGAGAUCACCACGCGCGACUUGUACGACCUCAACAAGGGCCGCUCGGUUUGUGACCACGGCGCUCUCGACACGCGCAUGGGCACGUCGUCCAACGCCGUGGAGUGCCGCACGUGCCACGGCAACUUGGCGCUGUGCCACGGGCACUUUGGCCACGUGCGGCUCGCGCUCCCCGUGUUCCACGUGGGCUACUUCAAGGCCGUGAUCCAGGUGCUCCAGUGCAUCUGCAAGACGUGCGGCGCGGUGUUGCUCGACGAGCAGGCCAAGCGGCUGUUUGUCGCGGACUUGCGGCGGCCGCACAUCGACAACUUGCGGCGCAUGAAGAUCUUGAAGAAAGUCACGGAACAGUGCAAGAAACAGCGGCGGUGCCUCGCGUGCCACCACGUCAACGGCGUGGUCAAGAAGGCCGCGUCCGGCGCCGGGCCCGCGGCGCUCAAAAUCGUGCACGACACGUUCCGCUACAUCGGCAAGAAAAGCACCCCGGAGAAGGAGCUCUGGGACCGCGAGUUCCAGGACGUGUACGCACGCAACCCGGAGUUGGAGAAGUUUGCCAAGCGCGUCAGCGAGGACUUGAACCCGCUCAAGGUCUUGCAUCUUUUCAAGCAGAUGGCGCCCGCGGACUGCGAGCUCGUGGGCAUCGACGCGGCGCGCGGCGGCCGCCCGGAAAUGUACCUCUGGCGGUACUUGCCGGCGCCGCCCGUGUGCAUCCGCCCGUCCGUGAUGAUGGACAACCAGUCCAACGAGGACGACUUGACCGUCAAGUUGACGGAGAUCGUGUGGACCUCGUCCUUGAUCAAGGCGGGCAUUGACAAGGGCAUCUCCAUCAACAACUUGAUGGAGCAGUGGGACUACUUGCAGCUCUCCGUGGCCAUGUACAUCAACUCGGACUCCGCCAACCCGGCGCUCCUCCCGGGCGGCAUGGGCCCCGGCGCGUCCGCCAAGAGCAGCAAGCCCAUCCGCGGCUUCUGCCAGCGCUUGAAGGGAAAACAGGGCCGUUUCCGCGGGAACUUGUCCGGAAAGAGAGUCGACUUCUCCGGCCGCACGGUCAUCUCGCCGGACCCGAACUUGAAGAUCGACGAGGUCGCCGUGCCAGACCGCGUGGCCAAGGUCUUGACCUACCCCGAGAAGUGCACGCGCUACAACCGCCAGAAGCUCCAGAAGCUCAUUCUCAACGGGCCCAACGUGCACCCGGGCGCCAACUACGUGCUCAAACAGAACGAGAUGGCCAAGCGCAACUUGAAGUUCGGUGACCGUGUCAAGCUCGCCCGCUCCUUGAACAUCGGCGACACCGUCGAGCGCCACUUGGAGGACGGCGACGUCGUGCUCUUCAACAGACAGCCUUCCUUGCACAGAUUGUCCAUCUUGUCCCACUACGCCAAAAUCAGGCCCUGGAGAACCUUCCGCCUCAACGAGUGUGUGUGUACGCCGUACAACGCAGAUUUCGACGGUGACGAGAUGAACUUGCACGUGCCUCAGACCGAAGAAGCCAGGGCCGAGGCCAUCAACUUGAUGGGCGUCAAGAACAAUCUCUUGACCCCCAAGUCCGGUGAGCCCAUCAUCGCCGCCACUCAGGAUUUCAUCACUGGUUCCUUUUUGAUCUCCCACAAGGACACCUUCUUCGACAGAGCCACCUUGGUCCAGCUCUUGUGCAUGAUGUCUGACGCAGACCUCCAGUUUGACUUGCCUCCACCUUCCAUCUUCAAGCCGGUAAUGCUCUGGACAGGAAAGCAGGUCUUCUCAUUGUUGAUCAAGCCCAACAAGAAGUCGAAUGUCGUGAUCAACUUGGACGCCAAAAACAAAACCUUCCACCCGCCUUCCAACGGAUGGCCCAACGAAAUGUCGCCCAAUGAUGGCUUCGUUGUUAUCCGCGGCUCCCAGAUCCUUAGUGGUGUCAUGGACAAGUCCCUUCUUGGUGACGGUAAGAAACACUCCGUAUUUUACACAAUCUUGAGAGAUUAUGGCCCCAGCGAAGCUGCCACUGCAAUGAACAGAAUGGCCAAGCUUUGUGCCAGAUUCCUCGGCAACCGUGGCUUUUCCAUUGGUAUCAACGAUGUCACUCCCGGCUCUGACUUGAAGAACAAGAAAGAGGUCAUGGUCGAGCAAGCGUACGCCAAGUGUGACGAAUUGAUCAAGUUGUAUAACAGCGGGAAGUUGGAGACUCAACCUGGUUGUAACGAGGAGGAAACCUUGGAGGCUAAAAUUGGUGGUUUGCUUUCCAAGGUUAGAGAAGAAGUCGGUGAGGUGUGUAUCAACGAGUUGGAUCCUCUCAACGCUCCAUUGAUUAUGGCUACUUGCGGAUCGAAGGGUUCCACUUUGAACGUGUCGCAGAUGGUGGCUGUUGUGGGUCAACAGAUUAUUUCUGGUAAUCGUGUCCCUGAUGGGUUCCAAGACAGAUCGUUGCCUCAUUUCACCAAGAUGUCCAAGUCGCCCCAGUCUAAGGGUUUCGUCAGAAACUCUUUCUACAGUGGGUUGAGUCCUCCAGAGUUCUUGUUUCACGCUAUUUCGGGAAGAGAAGGUUUGGUCGAUACUGCCGUUAAAACUGCUGAGACAGGGUACAUGUCGAGAAGACUCAUGAAAUCUUUGGAAGAUUUGUCUGCGCUGUACGACAACACUGUGCGUAACUCUUCGAAUGGUAUUGUCCAGUUUACUUACGGUGGUGACGGGUUAGACCCUAUGGAAAUGGAAGGUGAUGCCCAACCAGUAAACUUCAACCGUCAAUGGGACCAUGCUCUCAACAUCACAUUCGACAUCAAUGCCAAGAACUCCUAUCCAUACCAAAUUCUUGAGGCGGUUGAAGAUGUCUUGCAGCCCUUGGAAAAGAGACUUAUCCGUUAUGACAAUCUUGGUAAGGUCAUUCCUGCGGAAUUUGGCGAGAAUAUCCAAUUCAUUGAUCAGAAAGAUGCCGAGAGGUCCUUUUACAAAUCCAUCCGUGAAUAUGUGACCAAAAAGGCCACUCUAUUGGCCACAAUACGACAAAGUAAAGGAUUGCCUCCUAAAUUUUCAAGACUAGAAGAUAUCGACGAUAUGUUGCUAGAAGAAGAUCCCUCGAGCGUCAAUGCAGUCGACCAACUUUUGAAGAUCUCUCUUCCAUCCGUGAAAAAGUUCAUGGAGCAAUGCCUUUACAAGUACGUGAGAGCAAAGGUCGAACCUGGUACAGCCGUGGGUGCUAUUGGUGCACACUCUAUUGGUGAGCCUGGUACUCAGAUGACCUUAAAAACUUUCCAUUUCGCUGGUGUCGCUUCUAUGAACGUCACUUUGGGUGUGCCCCGUAUUAAGGAAAUCAUCAAUGCCGCAAAGGUCAUUUCUACACCCAUCAUCAAUUCCGUUCUUGUCAAUGACGACGAUGAACUCGCAGCCAGAGUCGUGAAGGGUCGUAUUGAAAAAACUUUGUUAAGAGAUGUCGCGUUCUUCAUUGAAGAUGUUUACAAAAAUGACAUGGCAUUCCUCUCCGUUAAAAUUGACACGAAGACUAUCGAAAAAUUGCAAUUGGAGUUGACGCUAGAUAAUAUCCGCGAGGCUGUGGCAAACGCUCCUAAGUUGAAGAUAUUGAACCAUGAAGUUUCUGUCUAUGGUAAGGACAGAAUCAACAUCCUUGUUACAAUGAGAGAGGCUAAGUCAGAGUCUCUAGCCCGGACCGCCAUUUCUGACUACAAAAACUCCGAGCGUAACAAUACUUUGUUUUUCAGAAUGCAACACUUAAAGAGAGCUUUGCCUGAUGUCGUGAUUAAAGGAUUGCCAAAUAUUUCACGUGCAGUCAUCAAUAUCAAAGAUGACAACAAAAAGGAAUUGUUAGUUGAAGGUUAUGGAUUGAAGGAGGUCAUGUGCACUGACGGAGUGAUUGGCACCAAAACAUCGACCAACCACGUACUUGAAAUCUGGCAAGUUUUGGGUAUCGAGGCCGCCAGAGCUUCGAUCAUCGGUGAAAUUGACUACACUAUGAGUAAGCACGGUAUGAGUGUCGAUCCCCGUCAUAUUCAGCUUUUAGGUGAUGUCAUGACAUACAAGGGUGAAGUUUUGGGUAUCACCAGAUUUGGUUUGUCCAAAAUGAGAGACUCUGUUUUGCAGCUUGCUUCGUUCGAGAAGACUACCGAUCAUUUGUUCGAUGCCUCUUUCUACAUGAAAAAUGACAAAAUCGAGGGUGUCUCCGAAUGUAUUAUUCUUGGUCAGACCAUGAGCAUUGGUACCGGAGCGUUCAAGAUGGUCAAGACUUCCCAUGUUGAAGAAAAACAUUUGGAACCUAAGCCCACGUUGUUUGAGAACUUGUGUCAGGUUCCAGUCGCAGCAUAA